This is a messenger RNA of Carassius auratus (goldfish), 2258 nucleotides long. RefSeq names its product formin-J-like. The record is from RefSeq and is a predicted model, not a curated record. Lineage: Eukaryota; Metazoa; Chordata; Actinopteri; Cypriniformes; Cyprinidae. The transcript has 4 exons. The coding region runs from base 277 to 1386 and encodes 369 amino acids.
AUACACCGUAAUGAAACAGGACAUGACCAUCAUCCUGAGCGCCAUUAAAGAGCUGUUGAGCUGUGAGGAGCUUCACAAUGUCCUUCAUUUAGUGCUGCAGGCUGGAAACAUCAUGAAUGCUCUCUGUCUCUCUCAGUCUGUCUCUCUUUAUCUGUCUGUCAGGGUGGCUCUGCUGGUAACGCCGUGGGCUUCAAACUCUCCUCUCUGCUUUUACUGGCUGAUACUAAAGCCAACAAACCUGGAAUCAACCUGCUGCACUUUGUCGCUCUGGAGAACAUGGAGCGAGGAAUGUGGGAGGAGUCUAGGCGCAAGCGUCUGAAGGAGUCAGAAGACAAGCAGCACUCGUGGGCGGGGCUUGAGGGUGUGGGCGGAGUCUUCGGUUUGCAGUCCAAUAGUAAAGUAGAUGUGGUGGCGGCGUUAAAGAGGAAGGGGCUUAUGAAACAGCUUGAGACAAGCCCUGAAAGUUUGUAUUGCUCACCACAACAAAACAAUGUGACCCUUGACCCCUGUGGAACGGAAACACUCGUACUUCCUCCAAUACACUCGCUGUCCAUCACAAAUGUGACAGAGGAGAUUGAAAUUAAGUCUCUUUCCAUACAGGAAUCCCAGAACAACGACCUUCAAACACAAAGUCAGGAAACACUGGGAAAUAAAGAAGUAACUCCAAACAUGACCUUUCACCCUUCACAAAUAAGUUUAGUGGUAGAACCAGAGCUCAUUAAUGACAAAUCAGAGGGAAAAACUAAAGAUAAUGUCUGGCCUACAACAGAGUCACUCCAAACAAGCGCUGGAGUGAAACAAACAAUCAGCAAACGAACCUUCAACCCUAAAAACAGAGCAUCUCUUUCUGUGAAAUCGCCUUCAUCUUCCACUAAAGCAACCUCAUCAUCAUCAUCAUCAUCUCCUAAAUGUGUGAGCUCCUCUGAAACCGCGAGUGUGAGGAAGCUCGUUCCUCUCCGGCAGCCCAGUAGUUCUGUGAGGAUUCAGGAGCGACCCGGUGGAAGCGUCCUCAACGUAGUAAAGAAGACGCCAGCGGUUCGACCGGAUGGGAAGAUGUGUCGUGCUACACUCCGAGCCCUCGACCGCCCCAGUCCUCAAACCUCUGCAUGCAAUUCAACGCUCAAACCACCAAGCUUCACUCGCAACACUGUGGCGUCAACAACACGACACAGCACCGCUCCUGGAAACCAGUCUAAACUUCCUCCACUGACCCACGCGGCUUCACUCAGGCUCUCUCAGGUCCUCAAGCCGAAGCAGACGCCUGCAGAAAGUGUUCGCCCAUCGCCCCCUGCUGGACGUCUGAGGAAGAGCAGCAGCGCCGCCUCUCAAAGCUCAGUGUUUACUCGUGGGUCAUGUGAUAAAAACGUCAAACCCACCUGGAGGUAGAGAGACAGUUAUGCUAGCACUGUCUCUCCUGCUCACCAAGGCCACAUUUAUUUGAUCAGAAAUGCAGUAAAAACAGUGAAAUAUUAUUAGAAUGUAAAACAGCUGUCUUCUGUGUGCAUAUAAGUUAAAGUGUAAUUUAUUUUUGUGAUGUGCAGCUGUAUUUUCAGCAUUAUUACUCCAGUCUUCCGUGUCACAUGAUCUUCAGAAAUCACUUGGUGAAAGUGUCUUGAACAUUUCAAUGAUAAAUAUUUUUUUUCAAGAUACAUUCGUUUUUGACCAAUAAUCCAAAAACAUCAUGCAGGCAUAUUAGUCAGCUAAAAAUGCAAAAGUUAGCCUAUAUUCAGUGGUUCUCAAAUAUUUUCACAGAUCAGUAGUAGUCAGCUGUGCACUAUAUACCACUACGUGAUCAUUUACAUAUAAAUACAUGUUAGCAGUUCAUAUUUGUGAAGGAAUAUUUAUGGAAUUAAACAUGUAUUAAUAAUUUUUAUUGUAAAAAUUUAUAGUAAUCUUUUAGAUUUUUCUGAUAAACCUGUUAAUUCAGAAUUUUACAUGCAGAAACAUGGGUAAUGUGCUGUUUGAUUUAAUAUUUUAACAUUUAAUUUUUUUACAUAUAAAAAUAAAUACAAUAAUAACAGAACCAAAACAAUACAACAAAAUACAAAACAAAUUGAAUGUAUACAUGUCCAAAAAGAAGCAGGAAAAAGCUAAAUAUUAAAAUUAAGCUUAAUAUAUUAUGGCAGUAGUAUAAUGGAUAUUAAGUAUUAUUAAAGACCUCUGAGCCAUCUCCACCAAAAUAUAGAAAUCAUGAUUUUAGCUUAUUUAAUAUGCAGCAAUAAAUAUGUUUUUUCACAGUUUAAAUAUAUAUAUAUAUA